CGCGGGUUGGUUAUCCUGCUCUGGCUUUUGCACACAAGUCGCAUUCGGCAAACGCAGAGUUCGGGCUUCGCAGACCGCACAACAGGCACAUCACAUUCUUUGCACAAAAAAGUGUGCGAUAACAUUAAGUUACCCUCCUAUUCGGAAUUUUUCCAGUUUAAUUCGAAAUUACUCUUAAAAUGUCGGCUCAAGUGGAUUGGGGAAAAUUAGCCCUCGAGCAGGCUGAUAAGGUGGGAACCAUGGGAAUAUCGGAUAAAGUACCUCUUCCUACUGACUCAGAAGAUGAUUCAAAAGAUGAAAUCCCUGUUGCUGAAAAAUCCUUGUUGCAGAAAAUUAUCAGAAAGGGACUUGUUGAAACAACAAAACCCUUAGAUAUUCAAAGAAAAAAUCCCAACUCGCCGUUGUACAGUGUAAAAACUUUUGAAGCUUUGCAUUUAAAACCGGAGCUAUUAAAAGGUGUGUAUGAUAUGGGAUUCAAUACACCAUCAAAGAUCCAAGAAACCGCAUUACCUACCUUAUUGGCUGAUCCACCACAAAAUAUGAUUGCCCAAUCUCAAUCUGGUACUGGAAAAACAGCAGCAUUUGUCUUGGCCAUGUUAAGUCGUGUAGAUGUGACAAAAAAUUAUCCACAAGUACUUUGCCUAUCUCCAACAUAUGAACUUGCUAUUCAAACAGGAGAAGUAGCUGCUAAAAUGUCAAAACACUGCCCGGAAAUAAAAAUUAAAUAUGCUGUGAGAGGAGAAGAUUUGCAAAGGGGAACAAAAUUAUCUGAUCACAUAAUCAUUGGAACCCCAGGAAAAGUUUUAGAUUGGGCUAUUAAAUUUAAAUUUUUUGACCUUAAAAAAAUAUCUGUUUUUGUACUUGAUGAAGCAGAUGUUAUGAUUGCCACACAAGGGCAUCAGGAUCAAUGUAUCAGAAUUCAUAAAUUGCUCCCUCAAAAUUGCCAAAUGAUGUUCUUCUCUGCAACUUAUGAAACAGAAGUUAUGGAAUUUGCUGAAAUCAUUGUUAGCAAUCCUAUUAUUAUAAAACUGCUGAAAGAAGAAGAAAGCUUAGAUAAUAUUAAACAAUACUAUGUUAAAUGUAAAGAUGGAGAUAUUGAUGAUAAAUAUCAAGCCAUAACAAAUAUUUAUGGCGUUAUUACCAUUGGUCAAGCUAUUAUCUUUUGUCAUACUCGAAAAACUGCAAAUUGGCUUGCAAAUAAAAUGCAAAAAGAUGGACACACUGUAGCAAUAUUGUCCGGUGAUCUUACUGUCAAUGACCGAAUAGUUGUUCUUGAUCGAUUUAGAGAAGGGCUUGAAAAAGUAUUAAUUACUACCAAUGUAUUAGCUAGAGGAAUUGACGUAGAACAAGUAACAAUUGUAGUUAAUUUUGAUUUACCCAUGGAUCAGAAUCGUAAAGCCGACUGCGAAACAUACCUGCAUCGAAUCGGUAGAACUGGCCGAUUCGGUAAAUCUGGAAUAGCAAUUAAUUUGAUCGACUCACCGCAUUCAAUGCAACUGUGUCGAGAAAUCGAGCGGCAUUUCAAGAAGAAGAUUCACUUCUUGAAUACCGAAGAUCCCGAUGAGAUUGAAAAAAUCGGUGCUUAAGCUCCUUUUGUUGAUAUAAGCACGUACAGAAGUUAUUACUUACUCAAGUAUAAGAUAAAUUUAAGCAUUAUUGUAUAGAAUAUGAUAAAAUUCUAAAAGUGACGAACAGAUGACUAAAAUAUAACUUUUCCAUAAAAACAAAUUAA
Molecule: messenger RNA, 1732 nt
Organism: Trichogramma pretiosum
Lineage: Eukaryota; Metazoa; Arthropoda; Insecta; Hymenoptera; Trichogrammatidae
Gene: Dbp80
Product: DEAD-box helicase Dbp80
Exons: 8
Coding region: 180-1586 (468 amino acids)
Biological process (GO): poly(A)+ mRNA export from nucleus
Cellular component (GO): cytoplasmic stress granule; nucleus
Molecular function (GO): RNA binding; RNA helicase activity; ATP binding
Source: RefSeq, a predicted model, not a curated record